AUGUCGUCACCAACCGGCAACAAGGUCUUCGCACCUGCCAUCUUCUUCAUCGCUUUCAGAGAAUCCCUCGAAGCGGCGCUGGUCAUCGGCAUACUCAGCGGUCUGUUGGAGACGCUGGUCAACACUGGUCGCGUACAGUCCAAGGUCAAGGCCAAUGACAAGAGCUCGGAUGGAGAAGAGAGCGAUGCGGCAAAUGCUACGGGCAGGUCGCAAGACGAGAGCAAAGCACUCGUGACGAAGCUGCGAUGGAUCGUAAGUCGUGCUCACCGCCCACAUCUCUCCUGCGGACCACCUAGCUGACUUUUGUGCUCGGGGUGCAUUCCACCUCAUCUUGCUUCCCUGCUGCAGGUCAUCCUCGGCGCCCUCUCCGGUCUGUUCAUCGCUUUCUGCAUCGGAGCCGCCUUCCUUGCCGUCUUCUACACUCAAGCCAACGAUCUGUAUGGCAAAGCCGAAGAGCUGUGGGAAGGCAUAUUCAACCUUAUCGCCGUGCUUCUCAUCACUCCCAUGAGUCUAGCCAUCCUGAGGGCAGAUCGUUCCAGAGCAAAGUGGAGACGCAAGCUGAGAAACGCGUUUGCGGAUGUGAGAGCGGACAAGCACGGUGCAGGUAGCCAAUCGAGCCCAAGAGCUGGCAGCGAGGAGGAAUCGGAGGGCAAAUCCCCCGCUAGUGAGGCCGAAAAGAAUUUGGAGCAACCUCAAGAGAUUUCCACCUUGCCUCAAGUAUCCGGACAAUCCGUCGAUGACUCUCAGCAUCGCAGCAAGGGCUUUGCGACCAAGUUCAAAUCCGCGCUUCAACCACUUCGCCAAGGCAAGAAGGGCGCCCUGGCUCUCUUCUUCAUCCCUCUAGUCACCACAUUAAGAGAGGGCCUUGAAGGUGUCGUCUUCAUAGGAGGCGUUUCUCUUGGUCUGCCGGCCACUAGCAUCCCGCUGCCUGCUGUUGUAGGUAUCGCAGCAGGUCUACUGGUAGGCGCCAUCGUAUUCCGCGCUGGUUCCGUAGGCAAACAAGUCCGGUUGUGAGUCUCCCCACGGGGCCAAUGUUCAUUGCUCUAGCGCACCCACGCUGAACCCAUGUUUCCCACCCAGCUUUUUGAUCCUCUCCACCGUCGCCCUCCUCAUCAUCGCAGCAGGUAUGGCAUCCCGAGCAGUCUACUACCUCCAAUUCUACCGCUACGUCAAGCUGGUAGGUGACGCAGCAGCCGAAUCAGGUAGCGGUCCAGGUUCAUACUACUACAAGGACUACGUCUGGCAUCUGGACUGCUGCAACCCUGAAGACACGACUUCUUCCGGUGGGUGGGGUAUCCUCAACAGUCUGGUCGGUUGGAACAACACUGCAACAAUCGGCUCGGUACUGGCUUAUGUGUUCUAUUGGCUCGCCAUCACCGCUUAUCUUGGCUAUGCCGCUUGGAAGGAGGGAAGACUGGCAAAGGUGGUUCGGAAAUUCAGAGGCGUCAAACCAAGCAGCAACGCCAACGCAUCUGUAUCUGCCUGA
Ceraceosorus bombacis is the source of this 1486-nucleotide messenger RNA. The record is from the annotation of a GenBank genome assembly. Lineage: Eukaryota; Fungi; Basidiomycota; Exobasidiomycetes; Ceraceosorales; Ceraceosoraceae.